AUUCCCACCCGAUUUCUGGUCGACGCGAUCCCGCUUCCGCUGGCUGCGUCACAUGGCAGCAGUGCGACGCGUUCUUCUCCUCCCACACACGCACAUGCACUUUCAUCGCCCCGCCAUCACCACAACAAAAGCAACACCGAUUGCCAUUGCAGAUCGGCAGAGGCUUAUCCCAGCAGCGCGACAAGGAUAGAAGCGAGAACACCCACCUUCACCCCUUGGGACAGAGAAAUGCCUUCCUCCCACCUCUACCAACCACACCCCAAUUCUGCUCGCGACGAAGAUAACGACUACUUUCUGGAGCUCGCCGACGAACAAGCCGCCGCCAGCCACGCUGCCGACCGCUCCUGCUCACGACGCUCCAUGUCUCGAGCCUCCUUCUCCAAACGCCGGUCGCUGCCCGCAGAGGCAGCGCGACCCAGCACCAGCGGCGGCAACGUCUCACGACCUCCCUCACGCCUCGACACUCUGCGCGCCUCAACAGGCCUCUUCCAGCACGCCGACCUCCAGCGUCGCGCGUCGCUAACGCGCACAUCUCAUUAUGACGACACCACCUCCACCGGUCGCACGCGCCGCUUUUCCACCUUCGCCGACCGCUCACCCAUAUCGCCGCGCCAGCAGCGACCACGCUCGCCUGAGCCACAGCCGCUCGGUCGCAGAAGGUCAUCCUCGGGAACUGCCUCGUUUGGCACCAGACACCAUGACAACCACCUCUUUCUCGCUCCCACUAUAGAAUCGCAAGACUCUCCCACGGAAUCCUCGGACCGACAGCACACAGACUCCUCCGUUGAUUCACAGACUGCAGACACGGUCUGGGACGAGCUCGAUGAGCUCAAGUCUCGCAUCAAGAAACUCGAGUGCGACCACAAGAAGCCCUCUUCAUCAAGUGCCGCCGCCUCUGGCGACUCUGGCGACCGUCCACGUACGGCGACCACAGCACCAACUACCAUCACAUCUUCGCCCAAGCAGUCCACCACCAAAGACACUGCAGAGGCACCCACGACCGCAUCACCAGCUUUACCUACAGAACAGAAUGUUGGAAGCUUGUGGGCGAACAUCCACCCACUUCUGCACGACGCACUAGGCAGAUCGAGAGACAGCCUCUCAUCAACUGUAUUCCAUAACCUGGAAGUCGUCGUUGCCGACGCCCUGAACCUUGCCGCACUAGCCGGCGUGCCCGCAGGACAGAAUGCCAAUUCGGCAUCGCCGCAAACUAAUCAGGCACCCCUUAAUGAGCGUCAGGUUCGCCGUAGAGUGGACAACCUGUGCCGCAACUUGACUGAUCUCUGCAUUUCGCUACGCGAAAGCAAGCCAUCUACACCAGCUACUCCCGGUUAUGUUGCAUCUCCGGGCAUCGUAGCUUCUCCAGCUCAGCUGUCCUCGCCGGCUCACUUCGCAUCUCCUGCACAAGCUGAGCUUCCCACCAUCGACCUUCCUCUACGCAGGACAGUGCGUAAGAGCAGUUUGCCAGUCGCUGCUUUGACACCUGGUCGACCCAUGAGUCGUCUUGAGCAGCGCAAGUCAAGCCUGCUAGGUCCACAAGCUAUCGAUACUCGUGCAAACAUCAGUCCACGCGGCAGUCACGGCGAUCUCUCCGGGUCUGAAGCCCAAUCUACUCCGACACACUCUGCCACUCUGCAGCCACCCCACCGCAUCAGCGCAGUGCCAAGCAGGGCGCUCCGCAGCCGGAUGCAACAGAACCACGAUACCACUCAUGAAGAACGCACACUGCGUGCACCAUCGCGCGCCAUGACCGACUUCUCCUCUUCUUUCCGCGCCAACACUCGACUUGCCAGCCAGGAUCGUUCUCCAGGGGCUCAAAGACAGAUGCCUUCUCUCAGAGACAGCCUGGCAAGUAGACGCAAGUACGACACGUCACCCGUCCUCGAAGAGGACGCCUCCAGUCCUGUACCUCAACCUCGAGCCCGCAUAUUCUCUUCUGGACAGACAUAUAAUAAAGUGCCCAGCCGCACAUCAAGCAUCAUUCGGUCGAAGCAUCUGAUGGAGUAGGUUUCUCUCGAUGCUAUUUUACAAGCGAGCAUGAUUAAACAGCAGGCGGCACUCAGAGUUGCUUCGCAAUGAGUGUGCAUUUAUCCUUUUUCAGCUUUUGGAAGCGUUUUUUGACUGGACGCGUUACGAGCAUAGCAUAACGAUGGGAAACGAGGCGUUUGAAAGGCAUUGACCGGCAUUGACUGGCGCGUGCCAAACGAAGGCUUGUUCGCAUCACGAUGGAAACGAAAGCGCGCGUUUGUUUUGGGUGGAACUUUGUGCAAGAUACCAAUCGCAGCUUUUGCUGCGCGCAUUACGACUGGUUUGUACGAAAACGCUGAAAGGGCGUUCUGUUUGUUUGAUUGCUUGUUUGUUAGCAUAACUGCACUGUUCAGUGCAGACUCUGAUCGAUUCUGAUCAGACAGCCGAGUUUUGGGCUUUUUUUGUACGUUUACUUCACGACCGGGAGAGCGAGAGAGCUUGUUGUACGAGAUGGUUGCAAUGGAAAGUGCUUUACACAUUACACGCGGUUCUGUCAACGUCAUCGCA
Messenger RNA from Cercospora beticola, 2535 nucleotides. RefSeq lists its product as uncharacterized. Lineage: Eukaryota; Fungi; Ascomycota; Dothideomycetes; Mycosphaerellales; Mycosphaerellaceae. The record is from RefSeq and is a predicted model, not a curated record.